CAUGGUGUGGCCGACCGACCUUCAAAUCAACCUUCAACAUGCUCCCCUCGUGGGCCCUUUUACGCUUCUUCUCUUCUUUCUUCUUCUUCUCUGAUACUCUUUACAAUCAUGGCCGACGAAUUGACUAGACCUGACGCUAAGCGGGUGUCAUCGAGUGUCGAUCCUGCCAGCGUCAAAGCAGUGCUGUCUUCGGUGGGCGAGACCAGUCCCGUGAUGCCCGCACCAGCAGAACGUAUAGGUGCACCUUCAUCAGAACCAAAGUCGCCGACCCCAUCGUCACCUUCACACAAGUCGAUGAAUGCACAGCAGGUGAUUCCCACCUCAGUGCCCAGUCGAAAGGGUAACCGGGUGUCUUUAAGCUUUCCCAUUCAGCCAUCACCUCGAUUCGGCCAUACCAGGCUCACCCAAUCCAGCUCCGUUGCGAUCAGUCCAUCCACACCACCUGCUGAAUCUCCAGAAGAAUCUGCCGUGCUCUCGCCUACAGAGUCCGCCAAUUUUCUGACUGUCCUUGCUGCCCAGGAGAGGCGGGUACUCGAACUCAAGGAGGAGCUCAGUCGCGCCGAGACUGAGCUUGAGAAAUUCAAGAGGCAAUGGGCAGUCCACGAAGCUUCCAAGAAGCGUAGCGAGAUUCGUCACUUUGAACCCAUGCGCUCUCUCUCUGGCUCACCUGGACGACCCAGUCUCGACGGUCAAGACGACCAUGGUCGACAGAGCCGAGAGUUGGAACGAAGAAGAGCCAUGUUUCAGGCAUCUCGUCGUGGCCAAAGAAAGGUCUUUUCACCUUCACGCCAUGCAAGGACUCUCUCUUUACUGUCGACGGACCGAAAUCCCGCGGCGAAUUCUCAACCCGAAUCCGAGACGGACGACUUUAUGUAUCCCCUCAGCGGUCAACGGUCGUCCGAGUACACCGUUAAUUCCCAAACGCGUGAUCCCACGCGCGAUGCGCUGAUCAAAACCGGAAAGCAAAUGGCGGUGGAUUUUCGGGAAGGCUUCUGGACAUUUAUCGAAGACCUUCGCCAAGCCACGGUUGGCGAUGAAGGAGUUAACGGUACCAGUCAUCGUGGAUCACAACAGCUCGCACCCCCACCGCACUUGGCCAGACGACAGGGGAGUAAUGCCAGCUUGCGAAGCCAUGGCAAAAGCCCUGUUCGGCAGGCUCGGGAUGCUGAUCGGUCACGUUCGCGUUCUCGGGCAAGAGCGUCCCACGACGAUGGCCACGACACUACUCUUGUUGACGUUGGCGGCGACUUUUGGAAAGACAAUGGCGUCUAUUUUGACCGCAAAAAUUCCACGUCCCCCUUGAAGAACGAGCCCACUACGGUGCCUACGAGUGAUCCUGAAGCUGGGAGGAAAACUCCCCCCAAACCAGACGUCGACGACGGCUGGGACAAUUGGGACUCGCCAUCGCCCGCCCGCAAAAGCCGACGGAGUAGCUUUACCUCGACCUCUGAGCGUGAAACUUCUCCGCCAACAAUGGCCAGCAGUCCCAGGACAAGUACGAGGUAAAAUUCCCUGCGCCAAGAGGUAAGGAGUGUCGACUGAUUUAAAGGCCACGUAGUUCAUUUGACCUUGCCAACCGACUAUCAAGGCAGCACUCGACGCCGAGAAAGCGAGAAGAAAUUCCAUGGCCGUCCUUAGUCAGCCUUACGCCAAGUAAUCUCACGAAAACAGCGUCUACCCUG
Messenger RNA from Xylona heveae TC161, 1682 nucleotides. RefSeq lists its product as hypothetical. NCBI's taxonomy places the organism in Eukaryota, Fungi, Ascomycota, Xylonomycetes, Xylonales, Xylonaceae. The coding region runs from base 109 to 1506 and encodes 465 amino acids. The transcript has a single exon. The record is from RefSeq and is a predicted model, not a curated record.